Messenger RNA from Macrosiphum euphorbiae (potato aphid), 600 nucleotides. The record is from the annotation of a GenBank genome assembly. Lineage: Eukaryota; Metazoa; Arthropoda; Insecta; Hemiptera; Aphididae.
AUGCUGACGCACCGGCACAAAAAGCCGUUCGAGUGCAAGGCCAGCGGAUGCGGAAAGUCGUACUGCGACGCGCGGUCGCUGCGCCGGCACACCGAGAACCAUCACCACCACCGGCCGUCGUCCAACCAGGGCUCGCCACCCGCGUCGCCGUCCUCGUCCACGAGUUCCGGUUGUAUACAGUACGCGCCCGCGCCCAUGCCUUCGCCGCCCGGCUCGUCCGCGGCCGCCUCGUCCACCACGGCGGCCGCUGGUGCGCCGUCUUCGUCUUCAUCGUCGUCAGCGUCGUCCUCGUCGUCCUCGUCCGCGUCCACCACGGCUGCGUUUGGGUCCAUGUCGGCCAUUUCGGUGUCGACGUCCGCGUCGUCGUCGUCGUUGUCAUCUUCGUCGUCGUCAUCGUCGUCUUCUUCGCCGUCGAUGUCGUCAUCUUUGUCAUCGACGACGUCCUCGUCCGCCGCGCCGCACCACCAACAGCAGCCGCACGACGCGACGCCCAGUCAGCUGCAAAAGCUGCUCAGCGCCGAACCGCUGUCGUCGACCGGCGGCGGCGGAGGAGCUCUCCCGUCAAAGGUAAGACAUUGCAAUGGAUAUAACCAUAGAUGA